CUCAGUUGUGACCUUCUUCUCUCUGUAUACAUCGUCUCUCUCCUCCGGAUCCAUCGUCGUCGUCUAAAGUCAUCGUCGAGUUCCGACAUCUCUGUCUCACGGUGAAACCAUUAUUCCUGAUAGAUCCAGAGGCUCACGGUGAAAGCGAAAUCGAUUGGAUUGGAAAUCAUGAUGAAGAAUUUCUACAAGUCCAUCCUAAUUCUUAAUCUUCUACUCGGAGGUUGCUCAUCCUAAUUGUCCAUUGGAGAUGGCUCUUCCUCCUCCUGCACAAGGAAUGUCUCGGGUUCGUGCCUCAAAGGCACUGUGCGAGCUGUUUUGGAAGAGGAGAAGACAUGCGUUGUAAAGGAGAGGGACGUGGAAGACAAGAGAUUGACGUGCGUGAUGAAGUUCGGUGGAUCCUCGGUGGCGACGGGGGAGAGAAUGAGAGAAGUGGCGGAUUUGAUUUUGGCGUUUCCGGAGGAGAGUCCGGUCAUUGUUCUUUCUGCGAUGGGGAAGACAACCAACAAUCUCUUGCUUUUUAGGCGGGAGAGAACUAGGCUGUGAGUUGUGGUGUUUCUAAUGCAUCUGAGAUUGAGGAACUGAGCAUUAUAAUGGAAUUGCAUCUCAGGACAGUGGCAGAGCUCAAGAUCGACCCCUCUGUUGUUACAUCGUUUUUGGAAGAACUGGAGCAACUACUGAAAGGCAUAGCCAUGAUGAAGGAGCUGACUCUUCGAAGCAGAGACUACUUAGUCUCCUUUGGAGAGUGUAUGUCUACAAGGAUUUUCGCAGCUUAUCUUAAUAAAAUCGGUGUCAAAGCGCGCCAAGUAUGUCCACCAUCACAUUUUAGUAUUUUGUUUAAUUCUCUCUGGAAGUAGUAUUUAUAUUUUGUUUUGUUGACUAAUAUGAGAAUUGGUGACAGUAAACUUUUUUAUGAAUUUGUUUCGGUUGUGUUCCCGAGCUUCGGGAACGUUACCUCUCGACAA
Molecule: messenger RNA, 962 nt
Organism: Raphanus sativus (radish)
Lineage: Eukaryota; Viridiplantae; Streptophyta; Magnoliopsida; Brassicales; Brassicaceae
Product: aspartokinase 1, chloroplastic-like
Exons: 4
Coding region: 591-854 (87 amino acids)
Cellular component (GO): chloroplast stroma
Source: RefSeq, a predicted model, not a curated record